AUGCUAGGCUGCGGCAAAGCUGCUUUCCACGGAUUCCGCCAUAGUCCAGAUACUGAGAAUACUGAGAAUUCGGAGCGAUCGCUUACUUCAAAUUUCUCUGAAGCCAAUAUUGGAGCUGCCAACAAAAGUGGAUUCUUCUCACAAGAUACCCUUACCGCUGCAGGAAUCUGUCAAUUGCUGUUCUACAGGGAUGUGCGCGGAAGUUCUUCAGAUGCUGAAGUGGAGCGGAUAAUGUUCUGCACCUGAAAUGAUG
Molecule: messenger RNA, 253 nt
Organism: Cylicocyclus nassatus
Lineage: Eukaryota; Metazoa; Nematoda; Chromadorea; Rhabditida; Strongylidae
Source: the annotation of a GenBank genome assembly